Molecule: messenger RNA, 1845 nt
Organism: Mesitornis unicolor (brown roatelo)
Lineage: Eukaryota; Metazoa; Chordata; Aves; Mesitornithiformes; Mesitornithidae
Gene: MTMR6
Product: myotubularin related protein 6
Exons: 13
Biological process (GO): dephosphorylation
Cellular component (GO): nuclear envelope
Molecular function (GO): phosphatidylinositol-3,5-bisphosphate phosphatase activity
Source: RefSeq, a predicted model, not a curated record
GUAGAACAAGUGAAAUUACUGGAUAGGUUCAGCACAAGUAAUAAGUCAUUGACAGGAACUCUAUACCUCACAGCAACUCAUCUGUUAUUCAUAGAUUCAAGCCAGAGAGAAACAUGGAUACUACAUCACCAUAUUGCUGCGGUGGAAAAACUUCCCUUGACUACUUCUGGCUGUCCCCUUGUCAUCCAGUGCAAGAACUUCAGGAUAGUUCACUUUGUUGUUCCCAGAGAAAGAGAUUGUCAUGACAUUUAUAACUCUCUGCUUCAGCUGUCAAGAACAGCGAACUAUGAUGAACUGUAUGCGUUCUCCUAUAACCCAAAACAAAAUGAAUCGGAGCAAGUCAAAGGUUGGCAGCUUAUUGAUCUAGCAGAAGAAUAUAAGAGAAUGGGAGUGCCAAAUGCCAACUGGCAGUUGUCUGAUGCAAAUCGUGAGUAUAAGAUUUGUGAAACCUAUCCUAGAGAACUUUAUGUUCCCAGAACCGCAAGCAAGCCCAUAAUCGUUGGUAGCUCCAAGUUCAGAAGCAAAGGAAGAUUCCCAGUGUUGUCAUAUUACCAUAAAAUUAAAGAGGCUGCAAUUUGUAGAUGCAGUCAGCCUCUCUCGGGUUUCAGUGCCAGGUGCCUGGAAGAUGAGCACAUGUUACAAGCCAUCAGUAAAGCAAAUCCUUCAAAUCGCUUCAUGUAUGUCAUGGACACCAGGCCGAAGCUUAAUGCAAUGGCAAACAGAGCUGCUGGGAAGGGCUAUGAGAAUGAAGACAACUACUCUAAUAUCAGGUUCCAGUUUGUUGGCAUUGAAAAUAUUCAUGUAAUGAGAUCCAGCUUACAAAAACUUCUGGAAGUCAGCGGCACGAAGGGUUUGUCUGUCAAUGACUUUUUUUCUGGCUUGGAGAGUUCUGGAUGGCUGCGCCACAUUAAAGCUGUGUUGGAUGCCGCUGUCUUCCUGGUCAAGGCAGUAGCGGUCGAGAGCGUGAGUGUAUUGGUGCACUGCUCAGAUGGCUGGGAUAGGACUUCCCAAGUUUGUUCUCUGGGAGCUCUCUUACUGGAUUCCUAUUACAGAACUAUCAAAGGAUUCAUGGUCUUGAUAGAGAAAGACUGGAUCUCUUUUGGGCACAAGUUCUCUGACAGGUGUGGUCAGUUGGAUGGUGAUCCAAAAGAGAUCUCGCCAGUGUUCACCCAGUUCUUAGAAUGUGUGUGGAAUCUGACUGAGCAGUUUCCACAAGCCUUCGAGUACAAUGAAGCUUUCCUCCUUCAGAUCCAUGAACAUGUCCAUUCCUGCCAGUUUGGUAACUUCCUUGGAAACUGCCAAAAAGAGCGAGAAGAACUAAAAGUAAAGGAGAAGACAUAUUCCUUGUGGCCGUUCCUUCUGGAUGAACAAAAGAAAUACAAAAAUCCUUUGUAUAAUCCAGACUUUUCUCCAGAAUUAACUCUUUUGGAGCCUAAUACAGUAUCAUUCAAUUUCAAGUUUUGGAGAAAUAUGUACCAUCAGUUUGAUCGGAGUAUGCAUCCCAGGCAAUUUGUGCUCAAUCUUAUAAUGAAUAUGAGUGAAGAAAAUAAACAACUGGAGGAAGAAAUUAAAGACCUGGAAGCUAAAAUAAAAUGGAGAAAUGGGCAGUCAGAUGCCACCCUUGUGAAGGAACACCAGCAGCCUGUUCAUCCUGUACCCACUGCACUGAAAACUCCUCCGUGCUUCAAGAAGGAGCAGCCGCUGAUCCCGGUGAAUGACGCUGUAAGAACUAUAGAGGGCAGCAACCCAGCGGACAAUCGCUACACUGAAUUCGUGGAAGAGUUCUCGAAAGCUGAGCCCGCUGUUGUCAGCUUGGAGUACGGAGUGGCCAGGAUGACCUGCUAA